AUGCUGAAAGAGGCGAUCAAAGCGGUCGCGGCCGCGCGAAAGAAGAAGAAAGGGCGAGAGAUCGCAGAAAAGUCGAUCGCCGAAAAAAAGUCGACAACAACAUCAGAAGAGAGUGAUGUUGACGACGAUGAUUCCUUACCUUCAUCGAUCUCGGAUGAAGAAGACAAAAACAAAAACAAAAACAAGGAGGCGAAGAAAAGAGGGAGGAGUUCGACGGAUUCUGGGGAAACGUUUGAAACCACAACGACGGGGACGAAUAACAACGGUACCUCGGAGGAUUCGGAUGAAGACGGCGAAAAGAAAGAAAAGAAUAGAAAACGAAGGAUGAGGAGGAAAGGGAGUCCGACAGACACGGACGACGAGGAGGAGGCGUAUGUGAGAGAACUAUCCACGCAACAACAACGGCUGAAGAAAGUAAAGAGGACGAAUAUGAUCGAUACAAAUACGGCGAUGAUGACGGCGCUCGGUGGUGGUGCCGUUCCGGCUGCGCAAGUUGCACCGAUAGCAGUUCCACAGCUGACGUUAGACCAAAUUCAGCAGUUGCUUGCGCAGCAACAAUUGAUGCAGAUGCAAAAUUUGCAGCAACAGUUUGUACUGCAGCAACAGGAGCUCAUGAGAAAUCCGCCGAAAGAUUUCAUGUCAGCGUUGCAGUUUUUGCAACAGCAGCAAGUCCAAGCCAUGUAUAAUUUUAAUAAUUCUGGUGCCAAUGCAGCCUCCGCUGCAGUCAUGUUGAAUCAAGCGACAUCUGGAUCGUUACCCCCGAGCCUUUUAAAUUCUCUUUCUUCGGCUAUGAACGGCGGCAACAUAGGAAACAACGCGCUCGCGCCUUUGAUUCAAGAGGAAUUGCAGUUAAAGUUGAAGCAACAACAGAUGAAGGAGUAUCGAAAAGAACUUAAAAAGAAAGAAAAACUCCUCGAGAAGCAAAAGAAGUAUCCGUACGCGAAUGAGAGUUUUAAAAGUAUCAUGAGUCAGCAAUUGGAAGGUUCGAUGGAUCAACAAAUGGAAGAAGACGAGGAAGGUGACGAAGAACGAGCAAGGGCGACAGUCUCAGUUCAAAGACAAAGCGAUGAUAGUGGUCGCAUCGCGCCCAAAGCGGGAGCAUCUGGUAUUGGAGUCCCGACGCAGUCGGCUGCUACGACGACAACAACGAUAACGCCUAGUUUGAAAGAACAAAGAGAAAUCCUGAACGCCAAAAACGCGAACCACAAGGAAGCGUCGCAAUUCGUUUCUGGACGCGCCUGCGGCGUGCAAGGAUGCGAAUUACUUUGCGAAAAAAGUCGCUCCUUAGUUGGUGUCGUCCAACAGUGCUGCGAAAUGCACAAACGCGAAGACAGUUUCAACUUAAAAGAAAGAGAAGGCGUCUUUCGAUGGUGUUUCUACUGUCAUCGUCCUCAGAAAAUCGAAGAGUUUUCAUCGAGUAGUAAAUCUAUUUGCAAGGAAAAGUUUGCGUUGCGAAAGCAAAGACGUAAGUUGGCGAGUCAAAAGCAGAAACUUUUAGCGGAAGCGUCGAAGACGCAGAUAGCGAUGCAACAAUACGUGACGGUAGAGCAUCUUCAACAACAACAACAACAACAACAACAACAGUUGAUUGAGAUGAUGCAGUCGAAACAAGCGAAAUCAAAAUCUUCUAAGAAGAAAGAAAAACGACCGAGGACGUCGGAGGAAAAGGAAGCCAUGCGCGCUUUGUGCGAUAUCCUCGCCGAUGAGGAACGAAGAGAGAGCGAAGAGAAACAGCGCGCCGAAAAAGAAUCGUCUCAAGAAGAUGCCUGA
Molecule: messenger RNA, 1770 nt
Organism: Bathycoccus prasinos
Lineage: Eukaryota; Viridiplantae; Chlorophyta; Mamiellophyceae; Mamiellales; Bathycoccaceae
Exons: 1
Coding region: 1-1770 (589 amino acids)
Molecular function (GO): DNA binding
Source: RefSeq, a predicted model, not a curated record